Messenger RNA from Spodoptera littoralis (African cotton leafworm), 858 nucleotides. The record is from the annotation of a GenBank genome assembly. Lineage: Eukaryota; Metazoa; Arthropoda; Insecta; Lepidoptera; Noctuidae.
AUGGCUGUUUACUUCUAUCUGGUAGCGGCAGUAGUCGCAGUGGUGAGUGCCGCUCCUCCUCCGCCACAACAGCGAUACCCUCAACAAGCAGGACUGCACCAACUCAAUCCACUGGACUACUUUAUAGAGCAACCAGUUGACAACUACUACAGACCGGCUGAACAGAAACAAGUUAGUGUAAAUGGUCCUCAUGGUUCGCCUGCUCGUCUGGAAUCCUUGGAGCCAGACAGUGAGGUCGAGUUGGUGCCAGGAGUACAACAGCCACAGCAACCUCCACAACAGAACCCAGUAGCUCCUAACAUACCUGGACUGGUGCCUGGACAGAGAGUCUUCAUAGUGCACAUGCCAGUUCCCGGUUACAGCCCCGGAAGCAUUGGAGGCUACCAACCUGUAUACAUUGUUGCUGCAGCACCUCAAGGAAACGCUAGGUUCCCAGGAAAUGGUUUCCAGAACACAGUUCUUGUAGACCCAUCAGGUCAUGGCGUCGUGAAUCCGUAUGCUGGUUACAACCGAGGUUUGGUCCAACCACAGGUGCUGCCCUCUCCCAUCGGUUACCAGAGCCGACCUUAUGACCUUGUGUACCAAGACCCUGGACUUGUUAAUGCCGCUGGUCAACCUAUCCAAGCAGAUGGCAGAGGUCCCAUCCACUUCUCCCAGAAUGUGGGACCCCAAGGACCAGUCAACCCUGCAGCCUAUCAGGGACCCGUCGCCCAACUUGCCCACCCAGGCCAAACGCCUAACUUGAGAGUACCUAGUGGUGCCCCAGCUCAACUGAAACAAGGGACUGAAGAAGCCAAAGAAGCUGUUGAUGCCAAAUCGAACCACAGAGCACAACCCCUCACACGAAACAAAGCGUAG